UUGGCAGCAAAAACCAGCCGAUGCCCAGUGAGAAACACACUCCUGGAGGCAACCCAAAAACCAAGGGCAAACCUCCUCCUGCCCCACCCAAGGGGAGACAAGUUAUCAACAACCCUCAUCUAAAGCAAGCCUCUGCACCAGAUCCCUUGUUUGUUGUUGCGCUGUACGAUUUUCCUGCCUCGAGUGACCGUGACUUGGAGCUGGUCAAGGGUGAGAAACUCCAGGUCCUCUCCAAUGAGGGCGAGUGGUGGCUGGCAAAAUCCCUGAGCACUGGGAGGAAAGGAUACAUCCCCAGCAACUUCGUGGCACAAGUGGACAGUUUGGAAGAGGAAAAGUGGUAUUUUAGAACUCUGAGCAGAAAAGAUGCUGAACGGCUGCUGCUGUCUUCUGGGAACAAAGUUGGCUCUUUCCUCGUCCGGGAGAGCGAAACCACCAAAGAUGCCUACUCCCUGUCRGUGAGGGACAGCAACUCCGUGCACGGGGACGUCAUCAAACACUACAGGAUCCGCUCCCUCGAUGGAGGGGGGUUUUACAUCUCCCCCAGGAUGACCUUCUCCAGCCUGCCAGAGCUCAUCCAUCAUUACAGCC
This is a messenger RNA of Malurus melanocephalus (red-backed fairy wren), 588 nucleotides long. RefSeq names its product tyrosine-protein kinase Blk-like. NCBI's taxonomy places the organism in Eukaryota, Metazoa, Chordata, Aves, Passeriformes, Maluridae. The record is from RefSeq and is a predicted model, not a curated record. The transcript has 6 exons. The annotation marks the transcript as partial. Gene Ontology annotation, molecular function: protein binding.